Trematosphaeria pertusa is the source of this 1896-nucleotide messenger RNA. RefSeq lists its product as uncharacterized. NCBI's taxonomy places the organism in Eukaryota, Fungi, Ascomycota, Dothideomycetes, Pleosporales, Trematosphaeriaceae. Bases 434 to 1735 code for a protein of 433 amino acids. The transcript has a single exon. The record is from RefSeq and is a predicted model, not a curated record.
GACGCUGACAGUACUAGGCGGCCAAGACCCAAUCACCAUUAGACAUCAGUGGUUAGCGCGCAUUAACUCGACUCUAAAACCGCGAUCCAAACUUUGCUUUUCGCGUUAAUCCGGGCAUCUAUAAUACUGCGCGUACAUGCCAGUCUCCGAAUGUGUUGGGAUCGCGAAGCGACGACCGAAGCCUCUCGAAAAGCACACAGCCUAGCUCCAGCCUCGUGCUCAGCCGUUUCGCAGCUACGCAAUCUAUCUGCCGGAUCCCCGUAUUCGCAAACGAUUCCGAAUCACCCCACCUGCUCGUGAGCCUCAGGUACGAUUUCCAGAUUAAGACACGCGGCAUGCACCACGUUUUCUCAAUCAUUGCUUCCACACAGUCGGGUUAUUUUCAGGCAGGUAUGUCGCAAGGGCAAAGGGAGUCAACAACACGACCUUCCUGAUGUAUAUACGAGUGUCGGUUGGAGAUCCUUUGGGAGAGGGUAAAACGGUGUUAAGGCUUUCGGACCGUUUCUCUUUCUUCUCCUCUCUGUUUGGUGGAUAUACCCUUCCUUUGGUGCUUCUUCUUGGGUGGGGUAGAUCGCGAGCGUUCUCUCCUUCUGUCUUUGACCAUGAUUUACGAUCAGCAGCGCAUAUCAUUCGGGUGGCUGUUUGCCUUCUUGCAUGGAUGGAUGGCGCAAGUGGAGUUCGCACAGCAUCGUUUGAUCUUUCCUUGGGAGCUUCUUCCGGUGUUUCUGGAUUGGGUCUCCUUUUUCUGCACCACUUCAAUUUCUGUAAUAGUAGUCGUAACUCUCGUCAUAUACUAUUCUUGCACACAACCACCUUCAUUCCAUUCGCAUCUUUACCUUUUUCCCCUGCGUCAUGGUACGACGAAUACGACCCAGGCACUGUAUACAGCGAUAUAAAAAGGUUGAUUGACGUCGAUACGAGUUUCUCACCCCCGAGUUUACUGCUCGCUCGCUCCCCCUUGCAGCAGCAGAACACGAACGAUCUUCGCGAUCGUCUUCAGCCUCCGACUUUAGUUGCUUUUUCCUCAGCACUCGAGUUUCGCAUUCGAAAGAGGACUUUUUCAUUGGGUUUUACGGCAUGCGGGUCCGCGAACCUGCUGACUACAGGUCGCGUUCGACAUUGUGAAUUGAAUGCUUGUCUCACAGCACCAGGCUGCUCGGUAGCACGGCAUGGGGGACUGGGACUGGGCAACGCCGCAAACGUCGUCCGCCCGCCUUGUUCGUGCCUCACCGGGUUUAAGCCGCCCAUAUCACAUCCUGAGCGCUUCGCUCGAACCGCCACUCUUCCACACGCGCGACUCCCUUCGAAUCAAGCGCAGAAGAUUGCCGUCGCACAGUACGUCCCGGACUCGGGGGCCUACCUACGCCGCUUGUCUACCUACCCCUCUGCCCCCCACCCACGAUCUCCUCACCACCGCCAUCCAAACAAUAACUCAUCACUCUACAUUUCUGCAACCUCUGCAGCCUCCAGAACCGACGCCGUGCCACGCCUUCACCUUCGCCUUCACACUUGCUGCACGCGGGGACCGGACCGCACUGUGGCACGGCAGCCCAGCCCAGCCCAUAGCCCAGCGCUUUCUCAGCCCCCUGCCGCGCACGAGCCGCUUGUGAAUGGGCUGGCGUAUAGGAUCAUCCCAGGAGCGCGCAACGCUGCGGCUCAGCAGAUCCCUGGCGGGCUUCCCGCAGGCGUGCGACAGGGGUGGCGCUGCGCUGCGUGUUUUGCGGUGGGUGAGUGAUUGGCUGGCGCGGGGGUGGGUGUUGGGGUUUCGAAGCUGGGUUAGGCGGGAUCGUGGGGUGUGGGUUUGGGAUUUUGGGAUGGAUUUGCGGGCCAGCCGGUUUUUCGUGAUAAGCUGCUGAUGAGGCUUUUGCGACGUGUGUGUGCGUGGGAGUGGGGGCU